Messenger RNA from Mytilus trossulus (common blue mussel), 1730 nucleotides. RefSeq lists its product as uncharacterized. The transcript is spliced from 9 exons. NCBI's taxonomy places the organism in Eukaryota, Metazoa, Mollusca, Bivalvia, Mytilida, Mytilidae. The record is from RefSeq and is a predicted model, not a curated record. Gene Ontology annotation, cellular component: membrane. Bases 26 to 1594 code for a protein of 522 amino acids.
AGAUGUAAUUCUAUUUAAAACCAGAAUGUAUAUUGGUUGGUUCCUAGCAAUUGUGUUGCUGCAGGUAGUCAUUGAGAUUUUAGGUUUGAUAUUUGCUAACAAAGAAUAUCUGUUCAUAUCUACACUGAAAAACGGGGAAACCACGACGGACAAUGUAUCAACUGCAACAUCAAUUUUCAGGACAGCAUUUCAAGGGAUACAAUCUUUCCUCGUGAAUAACUGGAGAAGAUCGAGAAUUACAUUGGUGUAUCUAAUUUCACUUAUAAUUUUGUUUAUAUCGAAUGUUGGUUUACUUGGAAUAGCAAUAAACAUAAGAUAUGAUACUGUGUUUGGAAAUUCAGAUAUCCAGGAUAUACUUUCGAGAUUUAGUAUAGCAAAUCACACAUUCAGCAAAGCUCUCAACACGUUUUCUAUCGUGGUUUUAACCUUUUCGUCAUUGUCGAUUGUUGCAAUUAUCUACUCUGUUGUUGCCAUUGUUUCAUGGAGAUGGAGGAGAAUAUUUUUAUAUACAAGUGCUGGAUUGUGGUGUGUUAUUUUGGUUGCAAAUAUAGUACAGAUAGGUUUAUGGGGGAAAUUUAUCUCCAGUGCAGACUCAGAUUUAGAAGGAAAAAUGAGAACGGAGUUAGCCAGUCGAUAUAGCUAUAUGUUUUCUCAUGCAUCAGGCCACAACCAUCGCGAAACAUCAUUAUCUUGGAAUACUUUAUUUGUAAAGGCUGAAUGCUGUGGUGUUGGGACCUACAUGCCGGACUCAUUUAUCUCAUCGGAUUGGUAUAUAAGCCGGCGGGAUUCGAACUCACAACGUAUACCGGUACAGUGUUGUAAAUCUCAGACAGAUGUGUAUCCAUAUACAAGUCAAUACGACACGGACUGUACAUAUAAUCUAUUUAACGGUUAUUACCAUAGUCAGGGAUGUGAUUCUGUAAUUGAAGACAGAUUAAAAAUGUUCAGCACACCGUUCUUUGUGUUUAUGGCAGUCGUCAUUUUAGCCGAGAUUUCGUGUAUAGUGAUGACAAUAUAUGAUGCUGUUCGCCUACCAUCUGAACCAAAUAUUAUGCAUCUAGAAGAGAAAGCAAAUGAAGGAAACGUAGAAUUAGUAGAAGUAGACGAAAAGCCCUCAUCAAAACCUAGAAACAUCGUUUCUGAUAAAAAAGAUAAGAAAAAGAAGAAAGAAAAAGAAAAAGAAAAUUCCGAAAAAGCUGCAAAAAGUGAGCGGAAGCAAUCAAUUGAAAAACAAAAAUCAUUCGUUAAGCAAAAGACAGAUGAAACUGAGAAAGUUAAUGACAAUGUUGAAAUACAGUCGUUGGAAGAGACAAAGAAAGAAAAUGAAAGAACAAGAACGAAUACUGAGGAAAUGAUUGAUUCAAAACAUUUGAAUCAAACAGAAAACACAAAAGAUGACAAAAAAGAGGAAACAGACUUAAGAUAUCAACAUAAAAACGAAGAAACAGAAAACAUGCAUCAAGAAAAAGAAGAUAUAACAAUGAAAGACACCAGUAUACAAAUCAAUGAAGAAACAGCUUCAGAUAGAACCGAAUUGAAAGACAAAUUAAUAGCAGAUGUUGAUGCCAAAGAUCUAGUUGAAGAUGACUUAUAGUGUUGAAUUCGAGUGUCGUAUUCGAGUGUCGAAUAAUACAUUAUGCUACAUACUCGUCAUUAAAUAAUGAUACACAACAUGUAACAUUUUGAUUUAGAUUUUUAAACUAUAAACUAUCAACUUAAAUAAAAUCAGC